GAGGCGGAAGCAGCCGCAGGCAUGGCGGCGGCCUUGCCGCUGGUCCUGUUUGUCCUGCUGCUCCUGGGAACGGUGGGCAGGAGCCAUGCGGAGCCCCCACGCGACAGCCUGCGGGAGGAGCUCGUUAUCACCCCGCUGCCUUCUGGGGACGUAGCCGCCACGUUCCAGUUCCGCACGCGCUGGGAUUCGGAGCUGCAGCGGGAAGAAGUGUCUCAUUAUAGGUUAUUUCCCAAGGCCCUGGGGCAGCUGAUCUCCAAAUAUUCUCUACGAGAGCUGCACUUGUCAUUCACGCAAGGCUUUUGGAGGACUCGAUACUGGGGGCCACCUUUCCUGCAAGCGCCAUCAGGUGCAGAGCUCUGGGUCUGGUUCCAAGACACUGUCACUGACGUGGAUACAUCCUGGAAGGAGCUCAGUAACGUGCUCUCAGGCAUCUUCUGCGCCUCCCUGAACUUCAUUGACUCCACCAACACGGUCACGCCCACUGCCUCCUUCAAACCCCUGGGGCUGGCCAAUGGCACCGAUCAUGAUUUCCUGCGCUACUCUGUGCUGCCGCGAGAGGUUGUCUGCACUGAGAACCUCACCCCAUGGAAGAAGCUCUUGCCCUGCAGCUCCAAGGCAGGCCUGUCCGUGCUGCUCAAGGCCGAUCGCUUGUUCCACACUAGCUACCACUCCCAGGCAGUGCAUAUCCGUCCUGUUUGCGGGAAUGCACGCUGCACCAGCAUCUCCUGGGAGCUGAGGCAGACCCUCUCUGUUGUGUUUGAUGCCUUCAUCACAGGACAGGGGAAGAAAGACUGGUCCCUCUUUCGGAUGUUCUCCCGAACCCUGACGGAGCCCUGCCCCCUGGCUUCAGAGAGCCGAGUCUACGUGGACAUCACCGGCUACAACCAGGAUAAUGAGACAUUGGAGGUGAACCCGCCCCCACCCACCACCUACCAGGACGUCGUCUUAGGUGCCCGGAAGACCUAUGCCGUCUAUGACUUGCUGGACACGGCUGUGAUCAACAACUCCCGUAACCUCAACCUCCAGCUCAAGUGGAAGAGCCCCCCAGAGAGCGAGGCCCCUCCAGUGCCCUUCCUGCACGCGCAGCGCUACGUGAGCGGCUACGGGCUGCAGAACGGGGAGCUGAACACGCUCCUGUACAACACGCACCCGUACCGGGCCUUCCCCGUGCUGCUGCUGGACACCGUGCCCUGGUACCUGCGGCUGUACAUGCACACCCUCACCAUCACCUCCAAGGGCAAGGACAACAAACCAAGUUACGUCCACUACCAGCCCGCGCAGGACCGGCUGCAGCCACACCUCCUGGAGAUGCUGAUUCAGCUGCCGGCCAACUCGGCCACCAAAGUCUCCAUUCAGUUUGAGCGGGCGCUGCUCAAGUGGACAGAGUAUACCCCGGACCCCAACCACGGCUUCUACGUCAGCCCAUCUGUCAUCAGUGCCCUCGUGCCCAGCACGGUGGCAGCCAAGCCCGUGGACUGGGAAGAGAGCCCCCUGUUCAAGUCCCUGUACCCGGUGUCCGAUAGCUCUAGCUACUUUGUGCGCCUCUACACGGAGCCGCUGCUGGUGAGCCUGCCCACGCCGGACUUCAGCAUGCCCUACAACGUCAUCUGCCUCACGUGCACCGUGGUGGCUGUGUGCUACGGCUCCUUCUACAACCUCCUCACCCGAACCUUCCACAUCGAGGAGCCCAGCACGGGCGGCCUGGCCAAGCGGCUGGCUAACCUUAUCCGGCGUGCCCGGGGCGUGCCGCCGCUCUGAGAUUUGCCCUCCUCACGGUGGGGCUGCUGCUAAUCGCCGGGGAGCCGCGAGUUCUCUCCAGAGUUGGCUCGGGAUGAGGCCAGGCCCUGGAGUGCCCUCUCCAGUUCAGUAGCCGUGAGCCAGAUGCAACAUUUGAAUUUAAAUUAAUUUAAAUGAAAAACUCAUUCUCUCCGCUGUACCGGCCACGUUUCCGGUGCUCAGUAGCCAGAAGUGGUUAGUGGCUCCUGUAUUGGAGAGUGUGGACAAACAUUUCAGCCACUGCAGAAAGUUCUGGGACAGUACUGACCUAGAUAACGGGGCAUGCUGAGGAACUCCUUUCGCUGUGUGGUAGCUGGAAUUAACUGGUUGUGGAAUAAAAAGUGGCUUUCCUAGUU
This is a messenger RNA of Hyaena hyaena (striped hyena), 2132 nucleotides long. RefSeq names its product phosphatidylinositol glycan anchor biosynthesis class T (gene PIGT). The record is from RefSeq and is a predicted model, not a curated record. Lineage: Eukaryota; Metazoa; Chordata; Mammalia; Carnivora; Hyaenidae. Bases 22 to 1758 code for a protein of 578 amino acids. The transcript is spliced from 12 exons. Gene Ontology annotation, cellular component: GPI-anchor transamidase complex. Gene Ontology annotation, biological process: attachment of GPI anchor to protein.